GCAAACUGCUUGGGAGUGGAAGAAUUUCGCGCUAAUUGUAGCGACUUUUCUGCCUAAAACAACUUUGACCGGUCGCCACAACCUACAGCCAAUGAAGUAUUUGGGGAGGAGUUUCUAAGUUGAUGAAGUUUCAUGCCUCGGUUGAAGGAGAACUAAUCUAAGUGGAAGUAGUGCCUUGAUAGAAGGCAGUCGUCACCAUGGUGAUUCUAACAAAGGGUGAUUGCGUGUGGCUUGAUGACCCACGGAAGACGAGUAAUGAGGUGCCCAUUGGGGCCAUGGUCAAAGUCGCUGAUUCUGGACAGCUUCAGCUUCGAGAUGAUGAAGGAAAGGACCAUUGGCUGUCCCUUGAUGUGGCCUCCAAGCUCCGAACGAUGCAUAUAUCAUCUGUGGAAGGGGUGGAAGAUAUGAUUAGACUCGGUGACCUACAUGAAGCUGGUAUCCUGCGCAAUCUUCUCAUUAGAUACAAAAAUAACCUCAUCUAUACAUUCACCGGUUCCAUUCUGGUUGCUGUCAAUCCAUAUCAAGUCUUGCCAAUCUACAACGUGGAACAAAUCAACCUGUAUAAAGAUAAGAGAAUCGGAGAGCUGUCUCCACAUAUCUUUGCCAUUGCGGACAAUUCUUACUAUCGGAUGAUCAGAGGCCAGAAAGAUCAAUGUGUUAUCAUCAGUGGUGAAAGUGGAGCCGGUAAAACAGAGAGUACAAAGCUGAUUCUACAGUUUCUAGCCGCAGUGAGUGGACAACAUUCCUGGAUUGAGCAACAGAUUAUUGAGUCUAACCCCAUCAUGGAAGCCUUUGGAAAUGCCAAGACGAUACGUAACGACAAUUCCAGUCGGUUUGGCAAGUACAUCGAUAUUCACUUCAGCAACAAAGGUGUGAUUGAAGGAGCAAAGAUUGACCAGUACUUGCUAGAGAAGUCUAGACUUGUAGGCCAGCUCCCAGAUGAGAGGAACUACCAUAUCUUCUACUGUAUCCUUAAAGGCCUGUCACCAGAUGAGAAGCAAAGACUGGAGUUAGGAGAAGCAGAAGACUAUAAUUAUCUCAUCCAGGGCAACUGCAUCUCCUGUGACGGUCGUAAUGACAAGAAGGAAUUUGCUGAUAUCCGCUCCGCUAUGAAGAUCUUGACAUUUACUGAUUCUGAGAUCUGGGACAUCAUGAGGCUGCUGGCGGCUAUCUUGCAUUUUGGAAACAUAGAGUAUGAGGCGAUAGAGGCAUCCAAUCUUGAUGCAACAGGAUUUAAGAGCCACGUAGAGCUGGGCAUCAUCUCCAAACUUCUAGAGAUUAACCAGCGAGCUCUUGAAGAAGCCAUGACCACCAAGUCUACCAUGGCACAAGGUGAAGUCAUUAUCUCUCCAGUCAGUCGACAUAAAGCUAUUGAUAUGAGAGAUGCUCUGGUUAAGGCAAUCUAUGGACGUAUGUUUAUCUGGAUUGUCACCAAACUAAAUGAGGCAACCUACAGGGCACCUGUAGACCGGAAUGCAAAGAGACUUAGUAUUGGCUUGCUGGAUAUCUUUGGCUUUGAGAACUUUGGCAAGAAUAGUUUUGAGCAGAUGUGCAUCAACUACGCCAAUGAGAAUCUGCAACAGUUUUUUGUUCGACACAUCUUCAAACUUGAACAGGAAGAAUAUGACCGUGAAGGCAUCAAGUGGCAGCAUAUCAAGUUUGUAGACAAUCAAGAAACUCUGGACAUGAUUGCAGCCAAACCCAUGAACAUCAUUGCAUUGGUUGAUGAGGAGAGUAGAUUCCCAAAGGGAAGUGACAAGACGAUGUUGAACAAACUGAACCAGCAACAUGGACGCAACCCUCUGUUUGUCCGAUCCCCAGGAGCACACAGUACUCAAUUUGGUAUUAACCACUUUGCAGGCACCGUCUUCUAUGAAGCCAUAGGUUUCCUUGACAAGAAUCGUGACACCUUCAGUCCAGACUUCAUCAAGCUCAUUGAGACAGCCGGGAACAAAUAUCUAAGACGUCUGUUUUUCCAAGACAUUAAACAGAGCGGAGACACUCGUAAGAAGUCGCCCACUCUAGGCACACAGUUCAAGAAGUCUCUGGAUUCACUCAUGAAUACUCUUGGACAAUGCCAGCCAUUCUUUGUUAGAUGCAUCAAGCCGAAUGAACACAAGAGGGCUGGGGAGUUUGAGCGAGACCUUGUUGUGAGACAGUUGCGAUACUCUGGGAUGAUGGAAACCAUAAGAAUCCGUCGUGCUGGCUACCCUAUCCGCCACACCUUCAGGGAGUUCAUUGAUCGAUAUCGGAUGCUAGUAAUGGGUGUCAAACCAUCUCAUAUGGAAGACUGUAAAGCUGCUUCUAUAAAGAUCUGUAAAGCUCAUCUUGGGACUCAAGACUGGCAGCUUGGUCAUCACAAGGUGUUCCUGAAGGACGCCCAUGAUCUUCACCUGGAGUUAGAACGAGACAAAGCCUUGACGGCUCGCUGCGUCAUCAUCCAAAAGGUCUUCAGAGGUUGGUUCUAUCGCAAGAAAUUCCUUCUGAUGAGGAAAAGUGUCACAAUCAUCGCGAAGGCCUGGAAGAAGUAUGCACAAAGGAUACGCUACUUGAAGAUGAAGAGAGGUUACCAGCGCCUGCAGGCCGUUCUGCGUGGAAGGGUGCUCACUUACCGGUAUCAGUUUAUGCGCAAGAGACUUCUGCGAUUCCAGUCUCACUGCCGUGGGUUCAUCAUCCGUUCUGAGAUCAACCACUACCUGGCAAGUAUCGUCAAGAUCCAAGCUGGUUUCCGUAUGGUACUGCAGCGUCGAAUCUAUAAGAAGCAACUUGCAGACUACCGACGAAGAAUAGAAGCCGAAAGGAUACGCAAAGAAGAGGAGAAGAAAUUGAAGAAACAGAUUGGAGCUAAGAAAGCUAAAGAAGAAGCUGAGAGGCGGAUGCAACAGCGUAUUCUUGAGAUGGAACAAGCUGACCUAAGACAACAGGAAGAGGAAGAGCAUGAGAAAGAAGCUAAGAAAGCUGCCAUUGCUGAAGCUGAGAGGAAACGCAACAUUGAGCAGUCCACUGAAGAAGUUGUUGAUGAUCUCUUUGGGAAGUAUGAGGAUGAUGGGACGCAAGCAAGGGGGCCUAGGGGCUUCGAGGAUUUUGAGGAAUCUCGUCAAGCAGCCAUUGACAUUGGACCUGAUGAUCAAAUGAUGGCACCAGCCGUACCAGAAUCUGAAGAAGAUAUCUCAGAGUAUAAGUUUGCUAAGUUUGCUGCCACCUACUUCCAAGCUGGGGCUACAACUUCAUUCAUUAAACGGAUGCUCAAAGAACCUCUUCUAGAUCUGAGAAAUGAGAAUGACAGACAGGCUGCUCUGGCUGUAUGGAUUACUAUUCUACGCUUCAUGGGUGAUCUUCCUGAACCCAAGGCUCAUUCUUCGGUAGUUGACAGAGAUGGCAAGUCAGUUAUGACUAAGAUUUAUAACACACUUGGAAGGACACGAGGCAAGAAGGAGCUAGAAGAAGCUAGAGAGAGUAUGAAGGAUGACAAUCUGCCACCAAUGUCUGCCCAUGUGGGUACCGGUCGAUCUAAUAAGAGCACUAUGCGUAAAAAGCUGGUAUCCCUGACUCUGAAGAAGAAAUCCAAGAUAACCCAGGAGGUAGCAGACCGGAUCCGAGAUGGUGAUGAGGUUGAACAUAACAACACCAUGGUGAUUGAUCGACCAACAUCUAAUCUAGAGAAGCUUCAUUUUAUCAUUGGGCAUGGAAUCUUACGACCUGAGCUCAGGGAUGAGAUUUACUGCAUGAUUUGCAAACAGUUGACUAACAACCCAUCUAAGAGUAGCCACGCCCGUGGAUGGAUCCUUCUGUCUCUUUGUGUCGGAUGCUUCUCUCCUACUGACAGGUUUGUGAAAUACCUACGCUGUAUGAUCAGUGAGGGUCCAAUCGGCUAUGCACCCUACUGUGAAGAAAGACUGAGACGAACUUUUGCAAAUGGGUCUCGGACUCAGCCUCCUAGCUGGCUGGAGCUACAGGCCACUAAAUCCAAGAAGCCAUUAAUGCUUCCCAUUACCUUCAUGGAUGGAACAACUAAGACUCUUCUUGCUGACUCUGCAACAACAGCUCGAGAACUCUGUAGUCAACUAUCGGAGAAGAUUGGUUUGAGAGAUCAGUUUGGUUUCUCUCUCUAUGUGGCGCUGUUUGAUAAGGUAUCAUCAUUAGGCAGUGGUGGCGACCAUGUUAUGGAUGCUAUAUCACAGUGUGAACAAUACGCCAAAGAACAAGGAGCCCAAGAACGUAAUGCACCGUGGCGUUUAUUCUUCAGGAAAGAGAUCUUUGCUCCAUGGCAUGAUCCUACGGAGGAUCCGAUUGGAACUAAUCUUAUCUAUCAACAGAUUGUGAGAGGGAUUAAGUUUGGUGAAUAUAGAUGUGAUAAGGAUGCUGAUUUGGCCGGCAUAGCUGCCCAGCAAUACUACGUAGACUACGGAGCUGAUAUGGUCUAUGAUCGUCUUAUCAACCUCAUCCCGACUUACAUCCCAGAUAGCUCCAUGACUGGAUCCAAGACGCUGGAGCGAUGGGCACACAUGGUCCUUCAUGAACUCAAAAAUAGCUACUACGUCAAGGAACAUGUUGACAAGAUGCGUGUGAAAGAAGACGUAGUGAACUACGCUCGCUACAAAUGGCCGCUGCUCUUCUCUCGUUUCUAUGAGGCGUUUAAAUUCUCAGGGCCCAGUCUGCCUAAGAAUGAUGUGAUUGUUGCAGUCAAUUGGACCGGUGUGUACGUUGUUGAUGACUUGGAACAAGUUCUUCUGGAACUUUCCUUUCCAGAGAUCACACAGGUGUCUAGUAGCAGGACGGGUAAACUCCACGGCCAGAGCUUCACUGUUCUGACGGUCAAGGGUGAUGAAUACACCUUCACCUCUUCAAACGCUGAGGACAUCCGAGAUCUGAUCGUCUUCUUUCUUGAAGGAAUGAAGAAGAAAUCUCGCUUUGUUGUAGCUCUUCAGGAUAACCCUGAACAAGGUCAAGGGUCAUCUUUCUUGAGUUUCCAGCGAGGUGAUCUGAUCAUCCUGGAGCAAGAGAAUGGAGAUACAUUAAUGGAGAGUGGUUGGUGCUAUGGUGAGAAUGAUCGCACUGGACGUAAAGGGGAUUUCCCGGCAGAGUGUGUUUACGUUCUUCCUGCUACCUCUAAACCUGCUCCUGACAUUGUGGCGUUGUUCACAAUGCAACCCCAGGAGAUGUCUGAUCGUAUGCUUGCAUCUCAUGAAGAAGCCAUGAAGAAUGGCGAGACUCAUCACAGACAACAUACCCUGGAGGAGUUUGCUAUUGAUCACUUUAGGCCACCUCCCAAGAGGACAUUGAGUAGGGCUGUAAAGCGUCGUACUAGGGAUAAUCUUUGGAGUCACACCAAGGAAGCUAUAAGACAACCUCUGAUGAAGAAACUGCUGAAUAAUCCAGAGAUGGCUGAACAAGCCUGCGAUGCUUUUGAAGCUGUUCUGAAGUACAUGGGUGACUUCCCAACGAAGAGGUCAUAUCGUCAUGGUAAUGACCUGUCAGAUAAGAUCUUUGAAUCUCCGUUGAAGAAUGAGCCGUUGAAGGAUGAGAUUUAUUGUCAACUUAUUAAACAGCUGACGGAUAACAGGCUCAAAUUGAGUGAAGAGAGAGGUUGGGAGUUAAUGUGGCUGGUUACCGGCAUCUUUGCCUGUAGUCAAACCCUUAUGCCAGAAGUCACUAAGUUUCUACGUUCAGGAGAUAACCAUCUAUCUGCCGACUGCCUCCAUCGAUUGCAGAAAACCAUUCGUUAUGGUCAGCGUAAAUACCCCCCUCACUUGGUGGAAGUAGAAGCCAUUCAACACAAGACUACGCAGAUAUUCCAUAAGGUGUACUUUCCUGACGACACGGAUGAGGCUUUUGAGGUGGACUCAGGAACGCGGGCUAAAGAUUUCUGUCAGAGUAUCGGCCAACGUCUUCGGUUGAAGUCCUCGGAAGGAUUCAGUUUGUUUGUUAAGAUUGCUGACAAAGUGAUCAGUGUCCCAGAGGGUGAUUUCUUCUUUGACUUUGUACGUCAUCUGACAGACUGGAUCAGGAAAGCUAGACCAAGUAGAGAAGGAUCCAUGCCUGUCUUAACCUACCAGGUAUUCUUCAUGAAGAAGUUAUGGACCAAUACAGUACCAGGUCGAGAUCCAAACGCUGAUGUCAUCUUCCACUACCAUCAAGAGCUUCCUAAGCUCCUACGAGGUUACCAUAAAUGUUCCAAGGAGGAAGCUGCUCAGCUAGCUGCUCUUCAGUACCGAGUCAGAUUCAGCGAUGAUAAAUCUGAGUUUCAGAAUAUUCCUAGGAUGAUGAAGGAAUUACUGCCGUCUGAUAUGAUUCGGGUUAUGUCUCCUGAGGAUUGGAAGAGGGCUAUUGUUGCUGCUUAUAACAAACAUUCUGGCAAGUCUAGGGAUGAAGCUAAGAUUGCUUUCUUGAAGAUCGUUUACAGAUGGCCAACGUUCGGCUCAUCUUUCUUUGAAGUCAAGGAAACAUCAGAACCGAAUAUGCCAGAGAUUCUUCUGAUUGCAAUCAAUAAGCUUGGGGUGAAUUUGAUUGACACUCGCACUAAGGAGACCCUUGCCACGUACCCCUUCACUAAGAUUUCAAAUUGGAGUAGUGGUAAUACCUACUUCCAUAUGACUAUCGGCAAUCUAGUCAGGGGAACCAAGCUACUAUGUGAAACAUCACUGGGCUACAAGAUGGAUGACCUAUUGACCUCUUACAUCAGCCAAAUGUUGACCAACAUGAACAAGCAACGAGCCAACAAUCGCAAGUAAAUCAUAUAUAUCCCUAAUCAUCCCUCAAACCAGUUGUACCAGCUGAAACCGGAAAUAUUACUAGUUCAACUCUCUGGAACUGGAUACAACAAGUUUACAAUAGUACAGUUAGCGUAAACUAGAAAUAACCAGUUCACAACUGUGUAGCUAGCUGACACUGGAAAUAACCAGCUCAACUAGCUUUAACUGGAUACAACCAGUUAAAACAAAAGUUCUAUUUUUAAACAGUACAGCUUUUGUUAAUAAUUUAUUUUUACCAAAAAAGCCACAGCAACUGCAAGUAAUAUGCAUUUUUAUAUUGGUUUACAUGCUAGACGGAACUGGAUUAAACUAGUUCCAUCCACUUCCUGCCAGUUGUGUAGGAUUAAUUUCUACCAGUACUUUUUACAGUAACAUUCCUGGGUUGACUGCCUCAACCCCACUUACUUGUUUAUAUGAAAUAUCAUCAUAUGCAAGUAAAGUAUGUACUACUUACCAUUCCAGUCUAGUUCUUAGCAGGUUAUAGUAGAUGACCUGCUGGAACUAGAUUCAACCAGUUUAGACUGGAUGUAACUUGUUAAACGGGCUCAGACCCGUUGACUGUUUGGUUGCUUGUUAUUUGCCCCUUACAUGUGCCUUGUACUGUAUGGGAAAUAACGUCAACCUAUGUUGAUCAUACACAUCAUUCCAAUUCAGUUGUAAGUUGUUUGUACUAGCUUGAGCUGUGUUAAACAAAAUACAUUUUUUAAUGACUCUGAGCAGUCGGCAAAUAGAGUAUUUGAUAACGUACACAUACCCAUUAUUGCAAACCAGUUAUGACUAGUUUAGACUAGUUUAGACCAGUUUUAACAGGAUUUUUUUUCAGUGUGAAGUAUUUGUUUUCCAGUUUUUAUGUUGUGGGUAUCAGUCAUUGUGAUUUUAUUUUGAGGUUACUGGGACUAACAGUAGUAAUCCGCUGGUAAUUCAAUUGUAUUUACUAAGUUUUACAACCCAGAAUUUAGUUCUUGAAAAGUUAUUUUUCUUUUCUUUAUUUGUGUCUACAGCAUUACUCUCUGUAUAUUUGGUUUACUUUUUUCUUGUUAAUGGGGGUUUAUAACAUUGGAAUGAAUACAUAAUACAAACUUAAUCUUGGUGCAGACAUUCAUUUUCCCAGAAGGUUAAAAUAGACUGGUUCUUUUUGGUUCAAAUGAUAACAAGUGUACUUAAAUUGUAUUGGUCAUUGGGAACAUUACAAAGAUGGUGGAAGUUUAGGCAAUGUUUAGAGAUAUUCUAGCAAGUCCAUAGAGAGGGUUGUGGGUUUGAAGAUAUUAAAAAGAUAUUUAAGCGUGAAUCAUAUUUACUAGAUUGAUUUUGGAAAAAAGGAGGGGUGCAUUGGAUCAUGAAUAUGUUUCCCUUUGAAUUAUAACACCCCUCUUUUCAAAUGAAUAAAGUCUGCUUGUUGGUGCAUUAGAAUUGUUAUGAUGGCACCCUCCAUUUGGUCCCUGGGGAUGAGGUAAAUUGUUUGCUCUAUCAUCUGUUUUUCUGUGUGUUUGUAAAGACACAUUGCUUCAAGUAAAACUCAUACUAACCACAGAACAAUCUCUGUGUUUGAUACAAGUAUAUAACUUGUGUUACAUGAACUGCAACAAAUUAGAAUGCUUAAUUUGUGUCAAAAAUAUUCCACCUGAGUUAACAUGUUUGAUUCAGAGUGAGAUCGUCCACACAUGUCGGAAGUUGCUUUAUUUUGUAUUUCAAAUUAUGGAGCUCAAAAGAAAUUGCUGCAAAUACACUGUAGGGGAUCUUUGUACAUAAGUCUCGUGUGAACUAGAAACAAAAAAGGUCAUGUAGUCAUUUUGCAGUCACAGUUGUUGGGACCUGCUAUCGUUCUAAUAUUCCGUUUUCUAAAAACAAGUCUAGAAGCGAAUCAUGCAUAAUUCAAAUAUGUUUAUAGUAUGUUUUUAAAAGGGCGCUCGGAAGCAUUCAAAACAGUUCCUUUGCAUAUUCUUCCUCAAAAUAACUACAAGUGUGUGGGGAUUUAUCUUCUCUUUUUUGUCUUUACCUGUUUUAAAAGAAGUAUUCAAUCAGGUUUUUUGAAGUUAGAAACAACCAAAUAAUAAUCUGUAGUAAUUUGUACUCCUAUCUUAUAGAUGAAUUUGUAUAUUAGCAAUCAUUAAACAGAAUAAUGUUGCCGCUUUAUGGUUGUAGUUUCAGACCAACCAAUGUUUGACAACUUUAUGUAUAUUUAUGCUAUGAUGUUACAGUAACUAUAUUUUAUGCCUUUAAGAUUGUUAGCGAAUCAACGAGUAAUAAUUUAAACCUAGUGCCUUUCAUACAUUAAUCUUACCAGAUCUAUUAUAAUUUCUUACUUUUUCAUAAAAUUUCAAAAUUGUUGGAUGAUUUAGAAUAAGAAGUGAUUUUUCCAGAUAUUAAUAGAAAAGCAAGAAAUAAAUCAUUGUUUGAUUAAUAACUGUA
Molecule: messenger RNA, 9161 nt
Organism: Asterias rubens (European starfish)
Lineage: Eukaryota; Metazoa; Echinodermata; Asteroidea; Forcipulatida; Asteriidae
Product: myosin-VIIa-like
Exons: 42
Coding region: 198-6731 (2177 amino acids)
Cellular component (GO): cytoskeleton; myosin complex
Molecular function (GO): ATP binding; protein binding; cytoskeletal motor activity
Source: RefSeq, a predicted model, not a curated record